AUGUGGAGAACGGGACUGCUAUACCUCGACCGAGGCGACAGCGCCAUCAUUUCUGCACUCAGAGAUGCGGGGUACAACACCCAACAGGCCCCAGGCUCUCCCACGAGGCGAUUCUCCACGGCCUCGAGCGACACCGAGAUUGUUUGGGAACGACGAGUCAAGCCAGAUGUCGCCAGCCCGCCAGGCAUUCAGCAUUGGGUGGUGCCUUCAUCAGACGGCAACAGCCUCAAGUUCAGCCGCCCGCGCCCAAAGCCCGAGGAUCCCUUGGAUCACCUCUCCCCGUCCUCGGACAGCACCUUGUUUGAAGAACCUCCAUCCUACUCGCUAGACCAGAUCAAAGAAGACGAGUCCUCGGACGACUACUUCCAUUCCCCCGGCCUAGAGAAAUCACCCUCAUUUAAAGGAGACCGCGAAGAUUCCAUUCUACCCCAAACCCGUCGCAUCCGCCAUCAACGCACGCCUUCCUCCCUUCCACCAUCACCCUCCAUUGCCUCGACCCUCAGCGGCGCACAGAGACUAUCGAGAAUACUCCCCUCACGCGCAAAGACCAAUGACGGACUCCUCCAGCUGCAAGCCGACCCAACCAAGACGCCUCAGCGCCCCUCGACCGGCCACCAGCGCAGGAUCUCGCUAGGACUGCCCAUCAAGUCUGCCUUGAACGCACUCGAUGAGCCCAAACAACUCAGCCCGCCACCCCAAUACGUCCCGCCAUCCCGUCCCACAACCUCCUCAUCUGGCAAGACCACCGCUGCCCUGAUACAACAAGAGCGCGAGUUGGAGUACAAGCACCGUCACACGUUCAUCGGAACAGCAUCGCUCGACGAUUUCCUCGAAGUCCUGGAUGUCACCCCAGCCCACACCACCACAAAGGCAGCCGUCGUGAGGGCCUUUCUUCUCCUGGCAUCCAGCGAGCGUCUGCUGGCCAGACAAGCAUCAAUGGAGCCUAGUGGCUGGGGAUUGGUCGCCCGCACCACAUCGGACACGGUCAAUGUCGACUAUGUCGAGCAAGCCCAUGCCAAGCUCGGUUCCAUCGUACUGAGACAAUUCUUAGAUCUGAUCCCUUUCAACGAGGACGAAGAGGCCUCGGCCAUCAGCGUCAUGGAGGCCUUUUCCGCCGCGAGCCAUCUGGACACCAAGGCCAGCACUGGCAAUGGGAGUAAGGCCAAAGCUUUUCGAAGCUGGCUCGUCAGGCAGGCGCAGCAGUAA
This is a messenger RNA of Plenodomus lingam JN3, 1206 nucleotides long. RefSeq lists its product as uncharacterized. The record is from RefSeq and is a predicted model, not a curated record. Lineage: Eukaryota; Fungi; Ascomycota; Dothideomycetes; Pleosporales; Leptosphaeriaceae.